This is a messenger RNA of Spirodela intermedia, 5817 nucleotides long. NCBI's taxonomy places the organism in Eukaryota, Viridiplantae, Streptophyta, Magnoliopsida, Alismatales, Araceae. The record is from the annotation of a GenBank genome assembly.
AUGAAAGUUCUUCUUCAGCAUCUGAGCACAAUGCAUUACGAUUGUGGUUUGGAGCGGACAAGUCAUGACCGUGGAUGUGAGGCGGGGACUAUUUCUCGUCCCUUCUUCGAGGAAUUGGUGGAGAAGGACAACUGUGGCCAUGAGGAAACCUACUCUGCUAAUAUUGAAGGCUUUGAAGAAUCUCUUGGAACGGAUGGCUCGAGUUCCUAUUCAACUCCGAUUCUUAGUCCGGCAUCGUCCUCGACAAGCUUCAAGAGCUGUUUCUCAGCUUUCGGUACAUAUUUUCUCAGCGACAUCUCCUUCAGUGCUACUAAAUCUGAACUGCCUUUAACAUCCUUGUUUCAAUUUUUCUUCAGAGGAUUCUGAGGCAGAUGUGGACUCAUCUUCUGGGUGAGAAAAUGCUUCACAUUAUUUAUUGUUUUCAUGGACGUAAGCCUAUUUACUUGAUCUGCACCAAGACCUGCCUCUUCCAAUAUUACGCCUGCAUUUAUUUUUUAUGUGAUCUCCGUAAGCUGGCACGAUGAUAGAAAAUAAUUUAAAUCACUCAUUUUCUUCCUUAUUUGGCGACUUUGAUAAGAUGAAUGUGCAUGUAUGUGUUGAUCAAUCUGUUCUCACGUUAGAGUUAUUCGUUUACAUUCUGUCAACCAAUCAGGGAGGAAGAUGAACAUCUGAGCAUGUGUAAACAGCAUCACAGCCUUGAAGUUUGGCAAGGUUCGCAAUCUGAAGAUGAUGAGCUUUCACCAGAGCAUGUUGACAUUGAGGUCGAAUGUUUUGACUCCAAGAAUAAUGGGGAUGACUUUAACGACUCUAUUCCACCAACUUCAGACAUGUUGCAUAAUCAGAUGAACAGUAAUGUUGAGGAGUUGUCUGGUGAUCUCGCAUCGGCAGGUCCCCCACAUAAAACGUCCCCAGAUGAUUUAGAUGAAGAACAGAAUGCUAUUGACAUCACUAGUCGAUUAAUUUUGGGGAACAUAGAAACAGAUCCUCUUAUCUGGUUGCCUCCUGAUUCAGAGAUCACAGAUGACGCAGAGUGCGCCGCGACUACAACUGACGACGCUAAAUGGGGUGUGACGAGUUCCCAAAGCCGAUUGAGUGAUCAUCAUAAACAAGAACGGCAUAAAGCAAUGGUGGAGGCAAUGAACAGUCGGUUCAAGUUCCUCGUGAGGCAAUUCUUGUCAGCAGAGGGCAUUCCUGCCUCCAUGGAAGAGUCUGGUGACAGUUGGCUGGACAUUGCUUCUUCCUUAUCAUGGGAAGCUGCACUGCUUGUCCAGCCGGACACUAAUGAUGGGAAUCCUAUGGAUCCUGGGCUAUAUGUGAAAAUUAAAUGUGUCGCAUGUGGUUCUCCCAGUCAGAGGUAAUCAAACGAACGCCAUAAUCUUCUAAUCAGUUUACCUACAAGUAGUACUUUUAUUUUUUGACGUUGUAUGGUAAGAAUUUUCUUACAUAAAUAUUCUGUGGGCUAUGCAGUCAACUGAUAAAAGGCCUGGUUUUCAAGAAGAACACUGCACAUAGGCACAUGCCGUCAAGGUGUAGAAAUGCCAGAUUGCUACUCAUUCAAGGUGUUCUUGGGCAGAAGGCAGUUGGUUUGUCAUCGUUUGACUCCAUGGAACAGGUGGGUACGCACUAAAUGUGCCUAAAUUUUUCGAAUUAAAUAUGUAUGUUGUCUCACCUGAAAUCUUGGUACUGCACGCAGGAAAUGGAUUAUCUAAAGGCUACCAUUGACAUGAUAGAUGCAUGCCAUCCAGAUGUGGUUUUGGUAGAGAAAACGGUGUCUCGUGAUAUACAAGAGUUUCUUCUGGAGAAAGGAAUCUCUUUGGUCUAUGAUAUGAAGUUUAACCGCUUAAAGAGAAUUUCUCUCUGUACUGGUUCGCCGAUUAUCUCUUCCGCCGAGAUUCCAAUCAGUCCAGAGCUAAAGCAAUGCGAUCAUUUCCAUAUUGAAAAGUUUUUUGAGGAGCAUAUGUGUUGUGGUGAAGGCGGAAAGAGGCAAAAUAAGACUCUGAUGUUCUUUGAGGGCUGUCCAAAGCCUCUCGGAUGCACGGUAAGUGAUCCCUCCAUUUGUCAUUCAUAGUAGUUCACUUAGAAAAAUACAGUUCAUUCAAUAAUUCGAAUGACUUGGGAUUCCAUAGAAAGGGAUCCCGACUUAGGAUCUUUCGAUAUUUUGACAAGUGCUACUAUUUGGAGAAAACAGUACAAUGAACAGCAAACCCCCUUGCGAUAUCACAUUGAUACAAGUACAUCAGAUUAUUUCUACUCUAACUUUGUUUAAACGUAGGAUACAAUUAUUUCUGAUUGCAGAUUUUGCUUAAGGGAGAUCAGAACGAAAAACUGAAGAGGGUGAAACGCGUCAUACAGUCUGCAGUUUCUGCUGCUUAUCAUUUAAUUUUAGAAACCUCAUUUUUGGCAGAUCAAAGGGCAAUUUUCUCGGACAUUCGCAAAAUUAAUUAUUCCUUAUCAGAUGAUAGUAUCUCUACCAUUACACGUAAUUCUUCUACCUCAGACAGAAUCAUUCCUAGCCCCGAACAAUCUUCAACAUGCACACUUGCAUAUGAUAUGGACAUCUCCAUCGCCGGUGAUAUGCAUGGGAAUUCUCCUAAAGAAGAAUAUUUCAGCAAAGAUACAGUGACAGAAGGAGAAAAUGGAGUCGGAGAUAUUGCUGAAUCCAAACCUGGUGUUUCUUCCCGUGAAAAUUGUCCUGCACCAAGAGGCUUGCAUGAUGAGGUUCCUGACCAUGGACACUUUGAGCAAGCGUCACAUUUUAACGGACGAAGUAACGUUGAAAUCUGUGGACUGACCCAGUUUCCAAAGAAGGGUUAUAUCGACAAUAUUUUGGAUAACCAAGGCAUUUUGAUUUUGCGCUCCAGGCAAUGCGUAUCAAAAGGGAUCAUUUGCGAAAGAAACCACCUUUCUCGUAUUAAAUACUAUGGGAAAUCCGAUGUGUCUCUCGGGCAAUUUCUUCAAGAAAUCUUACUCAACAAGGUUUGCGCAACCAUCAUAUUUCUUGUUGGCUAUUGCUGGUAGGGUUAUAAUACCUCCCAUUGCUGACAAGGGAUGCAUUGAUGGCAGGAGAAAAGCUGUUCUGCGUGCAGUGAAACACCACAAGCUCACUCUUAUAGCUACACUCACCAUAAUGGGAAUCUUACUGUCAUGAUCAAAAGGAUUCCCCCAGAAAAGCGUUUGCCAGGUGAAGCGGAAGGGAAAAUCUGGAUGUGGGCCCGCUGUACGACGCAUGGGCAGGGACAUGUCAGCCCUAGGGCGACAAGAAGGGUGAUGAUGUCCAAAGCUGGUCGAGGUCUAUCAUUUGGCAAAUUCCUGGAGCUCAGCUUUUCAAGCCGUUCUACUGAUGGGAAGAUUUCUCGACGUGGGCAUUUGCUGUACAGAGACCGGAUUCUUUUCUUCGGGUAUGAAUGAUUACUUGGCUUUGCUUUCUUACUGAUUUUUUUCACUGUCAAAUCUAUUGAUCCUUUUGAAUACGAACAGAUCGGGAUCCUCCGUUGCACUGUUCAUGUAUUCCUCCAUUGAUAUCUACACAGCUUGCCAGCCGCCACCGGUCUUGGAUUUCAGCAGCAGAACGGGUCAAGACCCGCUCGACAGAGAAGCCAGCGAUGUAUGUAAUCCGAUAUACAACCUUUUUAUCAAUCUGUUACCACGCACCAUUCGUUCUCAGUCUUUCUGGUUUUCUUUCUCAAGAUGCUUGAAAAGGGUAAGCAGCUCUUUUCGGAUGUCGCAAACCUGAUUGUGAAGAUAAAAUCGGAACCUUGCAAGCAACCCAGAAAGAACCAUGGCCCCAGAAUGGAAUUCCACCAAGUCGAGAAGAUGUGGAGAGAAGAGAAGUGUGCGUUCGAGGUUAGUAUGGCAGUCCGGUUCGUCAUAAUCAUGUCCACUAGAUUUCAUGAUUUUAUUUAAAUGUAUAUAUAUAUAUAUAUAUAUAUAUAUAUCUUGCCGCCCUCCACCAAGCUUCUUCGUUGGGUAUUUGUUCUUCUGUUCUAGGACUCCUUGACGAAUAUCAUGAACAAGAAUCAGGCGCUACAAAGCGGGCACAGAACACACAGUUUGCCUUUCAUGAAUCAAGUGCUCCUCCUCGAGCUGUACAUAUGGGACCGCCGGAUCGAUUCCCUCUGCUCUGUCCAAACCGAAGACGAGCUCUUACGAGCAGAAGAAGUCCACACGGAUGGUAAUGGUAAUGGUAAUGGUAAUGGUAAUUUUAAUGGUAAUGGGGAGGACUUCUCUUCAGAGAUGAAGCAGAGCCCCCCAACGGCGAUGUCAUCGUCUCCUCCGCCAGAGAGAUGGAAUACUUCUGACAGCACGCAGGCAGAUGAUAGCCGAAGAUCAUUGGACGCCAGCAUCUCAGACCAGGAUCACCUGCGGGGCUCACAUGGGUGGAUCUGGGAACCUUUCUCUGAUAUUCUCCGAGCAUAUGAAGGUGAUCUUUCAGGGGGCUCAUCGCAGAAGUUUGACUUCAUCCAGAACUACACCCCUCUGCAUCUUCCCCCGAAGCACCAGCUGGUCAGCCAGUACAGGGAGUGGAUGCACUUCCCGGUAGGCAUAGAUGGAGACGUUAUCUCGGUCUGCGAGGAGGAACUCUCCAGCAUCAUAGCAUUUGCUCUCGGCUUGGCUCAUGAACAGCACCUCCUGAACCAGCUGGGCUCGUACAAAUCGACGGAUAACAUCCAAAAUUUCGGGCAUCAAGAUCAUCAUCUUCCCGCUGACGGCACAUCAAACCAUGGAUUACGCACGGCAUUGAGCUGCCCAUCUGCUCUAUCCGAUGAACUGCUGAACCUCUCCGGCUCGCUCUUCGUCGACCACCUCCUGUUCUCAGAGAAUCUGCAUCCAGAGACCCGGGUGCCCAUUGGAAGGGCCGCGGACAAGACCGGAUUCGCCGUGGUCUGCUUAUUCGCGGAGCAAUUCCGCUCUCUCAGGGCCCGCUUCUGCCCAUCCGAGACGGCCUACAUCUCCUCAAUCGCCCGUUGCAAGAAGUGGAACGCUCAGGGGGGGAAGAGCAAGGCCCUGUUCGCCAAGUCUCUGGACGGCAGGCUGAUAAUAAAGCAGAUCAGCAGGACUGAGCUCGACUCCUUCCUGAGGUUCGCCCCGGAUUACUUCAAGUGCGUCUCCUCCUCACUGAGCUCAGGCAGCCAGAUGUGCCUCGCCAAGAUCCUGGGGAUGUACCAGGUGGGCAGCUGCUCCUUCCCCUGAACACCUGAUCUUUCUUUCCCAUUUAUGGAAAGCAUCCCCACUUUCCUCUUCCUUCGCAGGUCAAGCGGACUAAAAAUGGGAAGGAGACGAAGACCGACGUGGUGGUCAUGGAGAACCUUCUCUACGGCAGAAGCGUUUCUCGCGUGUAUGAUCUCAAAGGCGCCGUCUUUUCCCGCUAUGUUCCUGAUGGGGAUGACCCCGACAGGGUCCUCCUAGACCAGAAUUUCAUGCAGGACAUGGGGGUCCACCCGAUCUACGUCAGCGUGAAGACCAAGCGCCUCCUUCAACGGGCCAUCUGGAACGACACCUCCUUCCUCACCGUGAGUUGACCCUCCCCCCCACCCCCACCCCGGAUGCUCUUCAGGGUUGACUUUUUUCUGUCUGCAGUCGAUCGACGUCAUGGACUACUCUCUGCUCAUCGGGGUGGAUCAGAAGCGGCGAGAGCUUGUGUUCGGGAUCAUCGACUACUUGAGGCAGUACACCUGGGACAAGAAGCUGGAGACCUGGGUGAAGGCCUCCUGGGUUCUUCCCAAGAACGAGCUGCCCACCGUCAUCUCACCUAAGGAAUACAGGAAGAGAUUCAGAAAGUUCAUGUCUCAGUACUUUCUGACCAUCCCAGAUGCUUAG